UGAUCGCAUCAUGCACGACAUCCACACCCUAUCGCCCACCUCGAACCCUCAAUCGCUGCCGCCUUCUACAGACAUUUAUUUCAUGCUCGUGUCUGACCACAGCUCUCCGCCUUGACGUAAUAGAUGAAGUGCUCCCCACUCCGGGGGGCGCAUAACCUACGCUCGUAAUGUCAGACUCCGUGGACAGAGUAUUCAGCCAUGCGCUCAAUACCGUCAAUAAGAUCCGGACUGGGUCGCAGAAGCCACCAUCUGCGACACGACUACGACUGUAUGGGCUCUACAAACAGGCUAUGGAGGGCGAUGUUGAUGGCAUAAUGGAACGCCCAGAGGGCAACGGCGAUAUAGAGCAACGGGCGAGGGAGAAGUGGGACGCUUGGAAACAGCAGAACAGCCUCUCACGCACCGAAGCGAAGCGCCGCUACAUAACCACCCUUAUCGAAACCAUGCACAAAUACGCCUCGCCCUCCCCCGACAGUCGCGAACUCGUCGCGGAACUAGAAUUCGUUUGGGACCAGGUCAAAUCAAAUGUACCCUCUUCGUCUUCAUCAUCUCCACUACAGACACUUAGUCAGACGGGGAUGCACAUGCCACAAAACUAUGGCUCACAACUGGGGCAGAGUGGGAGGGCCGCAAUGGCCCAGGGAAGUGACAUAGGCGGCAAAGCAAAUGAUGGUGAUAUUGAUGACCAGCCUCUCCGAGUCAAGAGCCCCAUGUCCCAAAGCGAAGAAGACUUAGAAGAAGAAGAGGCUGAGAUUGAGCGUGAGGAAUUCGUCGACGCCCCAGACUCACAAUACAACCCGAACGCGGAGGACGUAGGCGUACAAACAGAUCUCCAGAACCUCAGGCGACAGCAACCAAUACCCAUGGGGACACCGACACCCGCCCCCCGCAUGCGAAGCAUUGUCCCGCAACCGAUACCCAUGCCGGCUUUUACGAGCAUACCGGCGACCAAAGCAGCAGCGACGGCGCCACAGCACGAGAGCGCAGCCGAUCAGAAAUGGCGGAAGCGCGUCGAGCAAGCCCUCGUCAAGAUGACGGCCGAAGUCGCUGCGUUGCGCGAGCAACUCGAAGCCCGCCGCCUCUUCUCACACUCACCUCACUACCGGUUAUUCCGCGGUCUAUGGCGUUGGGCAUGGGCGGCGAUAAAGCACUUCGCCGUCGAUGCUUUUAUACUAUGUAUCGUGCUAUUGUGGAUGCGGCGGAAGAAAGAUCGACGCCUGGAAGGCGCCAUACGUGUGCUUCUCGGCGAUGCAGUAGCGCAGGUACAAAGGGUUGGCGGUGUGAAGCUGGGGAAAGUGAAACUUCCUAGUCUUGGGGUUGGAGGUAAAAAGAGUACAUGAUGGUAGGGUUGAUAAGAGUUGAAAGUGCAAGAUCGCAUGAUAUUGAUAUGUAACAUUUUAUGACCGGCGCCCUGGAGGCGUGAUUCUGCAUGGAAACCGGCAGUCACUUAGCAAUAUCUUUUUGUACAGGUAUGUAGACUUCGUACUGAUAUAUUAAUUCGAAUGCUC
Messenger RNA from Cucurbitaria berberidis CBS 394.84, 1508 nucleotides. RefSeq lists its product as uncharacterized. The transcript has 4 exons. Gene Ontology annotation, molecular function: fatty-acyl-CoA binding. NCBI's taxonomy places the organism in Eukaryota, Fungi, Ascomycota, Dothideomycetes, Pleosporales, Cucurbitariaceae. The coding region runs from base 168 to 1340 and encodes 390 amino acids. The record is from RefSeq and is a predicted model, not a curated record. Gene Ontology annotation, biological process: fatty acid metabolic process.